GCGCGCGUGAUAUCACGAGCGUUAUCAUUCGAGAUUAGACACCGCCGCGCGCGCACCGACCGUGCAGCGCCGCGCAGUGAGCAGUGAGCACGCGCCAUGAGGAGCAGGGACCGCCUCGACGAGCUGCGCCACCUGGCGCAGCAGGCGGGCGUGUACCCGGACAGCGAGCCGCCCGUCGCGCCGCGCGCGCCGCUCAGCAAGGACAUCGACGAGCUGCUGCGAGAGGUGGAGCCGGUGCGGAUGUGGAUCCUCGACGUGGAGCGCAACACGCAGCUCAUCCGCCGCCUGCACGCCGACCCCACCUACACCUCCAACAGACAGUUGCAGGAGCAGCUGGACGCGCUGGCCACGGCGUCGCACGCGCUGGGGCUGAAGGCGUGCGGCGCGCUGCGGCAGCUGGCGGCGCGCGCGCGCUCCGGCGCGCCGAGCGGCGCGGCGAGCCGCAUGGCGCGCCUGCAGUUCGCCGCCACGCGCCGCCUGUGCGACGCCGCGCUCGCGCGCCACGAGCGCGCGCUGCAGGCGCUGCGCGACCAGCAGCACCGCCUGCUGCACGAGCAGAUCAGACUCACGAAUGUCGCGAUAUCUGAGGAGGAGUGCGAGCACCUGCUGGAGUCCAACAACAUCGCUCUGUUCGUCGACAACUUGUCGGUUGCAGCUGCACGCGGAGACGGCGGAGGCGCGGCUGGCGCUGCGCGAGGCGGAGGCGCGGCGCGACGAGCUGGCGCGCGUCGAGCGCUCGCUGCACAGCGUGCGCGACCUGUUCCUGCAGCUGGCGCACCUCGUCGCCGCGCAGCAAGAGCAGAUCGACAGCGUGGAGUUCUUCGCGCUGCAGGCCUCCGAGCACGUGGAGAGCGGCGGCCACGAGCUGCUGCAGGGCACCGUCAGCCGCCGCAGGACGAGGAAGAAAAAGAUGGGCCUCAUCGUUUGCCUCGCGGCCGGCUGCCUCGUCGUGCUGCUCGUGCUGGUGCUGAGCUGAGACUCAUGACUUCAUACCAGGUGUACUGCGCGAACCAGCUCGCGACUCCCGCGUCGCCUCCAACCUACUUACAUCGACGGUUCCCGAGACAAGAAGAAGCUUAUUUAUUGAUAGUCCGCUCCGUAGACCUCAUAGUCAUUAAUAUUAUAGUUUUGUAAACCCCUUAAUUUAUUUUAAUAUUUAAGAUCCUAGUCAUAAUAUUAUUACUUUUAAUAAAUAAUAGUUUAGUUUAAUAUCCCAGGUCCAUUUUAAAAGGUUUUAUUAAUGUGUGAACGGUCAAUGAAACUAAGGCGAAACAGUAAUAAAAAAUGAGCAAUGUUCUAAACAUAAUGCCCCGUACACUGUAUCCUACGCUUACAUAGAAUGCUUGUAAAUUGUAAUUAUAAUUGUUAAAAUUCAUGUGAAGGAAAUAAAAAUAUGAAGUAUGAAGAGCGAUGACUGCACGUAUUUCAGUUACCAAAACAUUAAUAAAUUGU
Molecule: messenger RNA, 1452 nt
Organism: Maniola jurtina (meadow brown)
Lineage: Eukaryota; Metazoa; Arthropoda; Insecta; Lepidoptera; Nymphalidae
Exons: 9
Coding region: 97-1134 (345 amino acids)
Biological process (GO): exocytosis; intracellular protein transport; vesicle fusion
Cellular component (GO): endomembrane system; SNARE complex; plasma membrane
Molecular function (GO): SNAP receptor activity; SNARE binding
Source: RefSeq, a predicted model, not a curated record